CCUCCUUGGACCGGUUUGGAUCACAAAUUCACUGACCCUUGGUCCCGGUUCGAUCCUGCAACUGGUGAUAUAUAGCAGCAUAAAUUGUUCCUUUUGGUUUCUGAAUUAGCCAGUUUUCAGCAGCCACAAGUGUCAGAGAAGUGUCGCUAAAUGGAUGAUGAAGGAGUCAUCUUAAUGGAAGGUUGGCUUUAUCUCAUUCGGUCUAACACUAUUGGCUUCAAAUACUCACGAAAGCUUUAUUAUGUUCUUCAAAAUUGUCGUUUCAAGAGCUUCAGAUCUAUCUCACAUUCAUACAACAAGGAUCCUAUUCAAAGCGCAGUUGUGGACUCCAACAUUCGUGUAACGGACGAUGGGAGGAAAUGCAUACGAGGAAAGGUGUUCUUUGUUUUCACACUCAGUGAUGCCUCAAACCAUAAUGUUCAUGUAAAGUUAGGGGCAAGCAAUCCAGAAGAAGCUGCAAAAUGGAUUAAAUCGUUUCGAGAAUUGUCUCAUAAGGUGAACCGGAAUACUGGAAACCAUUUGGAGUGUCCUAAGUCAAACUAUUCUAGUAAAGUGUAUGAUAAGAACGACGUUGAUGGCAUCCUCUCUUUAGCCUCAAUCAUGGAUCCCAGAACUGCUGCCAUGUGUGAACCAUCAUAUUGGACAAUCCUCGGUUGUCGCAAUGGUCUCAGGCUAUUUAAACAAGCAAGAUAUGAAGAAGGUCAUAAUAAGAGAGAUGGGCGUCCGGCAUUAGCAGCUGUUAGUGUGAUAGAAGAAACUCCAGAGGCAGUUUUCCAUACACUCAUGUCUCUUGGUUCUUCAAGAUCACAGUGGGACUUCUGUUUCCUGAAGGGUAGUGUGAUAGAAAACAUAGAUAAUCACACUGAUAUUAUUCACAAGCAAUUAGAUGGUGAUUGGUUGCCCUGGUCUAUGAAGCGACGAGAUUUAUUAUUGCAACGACAGUGGAAGAGGGAUGACAACGGGACUUACGUUAUUCUUUAUCAAUCUGUAUUUCACAAGAAGUGCCCACAUCAAAAAGGCUUUAUUCGCGCAUUCCUUAAAUGUGGUGGGUAUGUGAUAUCACCUGGGAAUCAAUAUAAACAAUCAGUUGUAAGACACAUGCUUGCUAUUGACUGGAAAUCCUGGAAACAUAAUCUUCGUAAAUCUUAUGAGCGACGCCUCACGAUUCACAUGCUUGAAACACUUGCUGCUUUGAGAGAACAUUUCAAAAUAAACUUCGCUGAUUACUUAUCACCUACAUUCUCGUUACAAGAACCGAAGAAAGACAAUAUGUUGCAUAAGACAAAAGAUGUAUCAGAUGGCAGAAUAGGUGAUGAGUCAGAUGAGUUUUUUGAUUUCGAAGAACCACUGUUUGAUGAUGAAUCAGAAGGUAGUUGGGCUACGGAUAAUAAAUCUAGAAUUUAUUCUACGGAUGCAAAUGCUGUAGUAGAAAAGAAGCAUGAUUUCGUGUGUGAAUUCACGUUUGAUACAAAAUCUAUAUGCACUGCAGCGCAGAAAAAAGGUUGCCCAGAUUCAGAGAGAAUUGUGUGGGAGGAAUGUGUAUCGCACAACUACACAAUCUCUCUCCCAGAAGAUCAAACUGGUGAGCUGCCCCACAGUUGGUCAACAUCAGAUGCUUCUUUAUUUCAAAUUCGAGGAGAAACUUUUUUGGAAGACCAUAAGAAGAUUACAGCAGAAAAUACAUUGCUGCAAACUGCUGCAGUUGACUUGCUAAAAUCCGACAAACGAGAAGAUCAUCUUGCUAGUAGACCAGGGAACAUUGUUCAGAAAUACGCAGCCGAUGGUCGCCCAGAAUUUUUCAUUGUUGUUAACUUCCAGGUCCCAGGUUCAACAAAUUAUAAUCUUGCUUUUUAUUAUACAACGCGUACACAUAUCAAAGAUGUACCGUUGCUUGAGAGAUUUAUAGAAGGAGAUGAUGCAUUUAGGAACUCAAGAUUUAAGAUCAUCCCCCAAGUAGCUAAGGGACCAUGGAUUCUCAGACAGGCUAUUCGCAGACCGACUCUAAUUGGUCAUAUGCUUAAAAUCAACUACAUCCGUGGGGAAAACUACUUGGAGGUGGACAUCGAUGUUGGUUCAUCAGCAUGUGCUAGGGGGUUGGCCGGCAAGACUUUCAGUUGCUUCAAUAACUUAAUAACUGAUACCGCGUUUGUUAUACAGGCAAAUACCCGAGACGAGCUUCCUGAGCAUUUACUUGGAACAUGUCGUUUAAGUCAUCUCGAUGUCUCUAAAGCUGUUUGGGUAAACCAAUGACAUAAACCGAACAAGUUCUUACAUCUCAACCCGAAGGGUGUGCUAUAUUGUAGGUCCAUACCGAAAGAUGAUCGUGGCAUUCUACACUUAGUUAUAAAAAAAGUAAUUGAAAUAUGUAUAAGGUUGUUUGUCUUUUUGUCCCAGUGGUCUAUAUAAAGUUAUAUGGUUUGAGCCUUGUAACAAAUGCAUGAGACUAUAGAUGGUAGUAUAGAUGGUUGGGAUUUUGUAACUUCAGUUGUUUUGCAUUCAUAAAAGUUUCAGAUUAUAUGUCAUCCAAUGAUAUUUGAAGGUUAA
Molecule: messenger RNA, 2544 nt
Organism: Helianthus annuus (common sunflower)
Lineage: Eukaryota; Viridiplantae; Streptophyta; Magnoliopsida; Asterales; Asteraceae
Product: protein ENHANCED DISEASE RESISTANCE 2
Exons: 20
Coding region: 151-2250 (699 amino acids)
Molecular function (GO): lipid binding
Source: RefSeq, a predicted model, not a curated record